CAUUGAUAGUGAUACUUUAGAGCGACGAAAGCGGUAGCGAGGACCGCGAGCGAGGACUUCAGCGUCGAUCCGCUUCUAGCUUUCAGGUCCCUGCAAAUGUCCUUCUAGCUGAAAUCCCUACACUGAUUCCUGCGACGAUCCCCCUCACACUCACAUUUGCCAUCGCUCCGCUUCACCGAUUACGAUGCCGGUGGCAGUCCCCGCAUCGUCUGAUCCGGAUCAAUGGAUAGCUCAUAUCCGACAAUGUAAACACCUUCCAGAACGUCAAAUGAAGGCUCUAUGUGCCCGAGUCCGAGACCUAUUACUGGAGGAAUCCAAUGUCCACUUGGUCCAGAGUCCAGUGACUGUCUGUGGGGAUAUCCACGGACAGUUCUGGGAUGUUUUGGAGAUCUUCCGGCAGGGAGGAGAAGUCCCAGAGACGAACUAUAUAUUCAUGGGAGACUUUGUCGAUAGAGGGUAUUACAGCUUGGAAACACUUUCACUGUUACUGGCUCUAAAAGCUCGGUAUCCGGACAAGGUCACGUUGUUGAGAGGGAAUCACGAGAGUCGACAGAUCACUCAGGUGUAUGGCUUCUACGAGGAGUGUAUGCAAAAGUACGGCAACCCAUCAGUGUGGAAGGCCUGUUGUACAGUGUUCGAUCAUCUAAAUCUGGCUGCAAUCAUUGAUGCGGAGAUAUUAUGUGUUCAUGGAGGUCUUUCACCCGACAUUAGAACACUAGAUCAAGUCAGAAUCUUACCUAGGGCGCAAGAGGUCCCGAACGAAGGUGCCUUCUGUGACCUCAUGUGGUCUGAUCCGGACGAAGUGGAAUCAUGGGCCGUCAGUCCGAGAGGGGCAGGCUGGUUGUUCGGCUCUAAAGUCACCGCGGAGUUCAACCAUAUCAACUCUCUCAAAUUAAUCGCUAGAGCCCAUCAGCUAGUCCAAGAAGGGUUCAAACACAUGUUUGAUGAUUCCCUUGUGACAGUUUGGUCGGCGCCGAAUUAUUGCUAUCGGUGUGGUAACCAAGCGAGUGUCAUGCAAGUGGAUACGAAUGGUCAGACGAGCUUCAAAGUAUAUUCAGCAGCGAUCGAGAAUCAAACGGAUCAGAAAAACCCCGCAUUGAGACGUUUGCAAACACCAUCUUAUUUUGUAUGACAC
This is a messenger RNA of Kockovaella imperatae, 1135 nucleotides long. RefSeq names its product Metallo-dependent phosphatase-like protein. Gene Ontology annotation, molecular function: protein serine/threonine phosphatase activity. Gene Ontology annotation, biological process: G1/S transition of mitotic cell cycle; peptidyl-serine dephosphorylation. The record is from RefSeq and is a predicted model, not a curated record. Gene Ontology annotation, cellular component: cytoplasm. NCBI's taxonomy places the organism in Eukaryota, Fungi, Basidiomycota, Tremellomycetes, Tremellales, Cuniculitremaceae. Bases 185 to 1132 code for a protein of 315 amino acids. The transcript is spliced from 9 exons.